This is a messenger RNA of Ylistrum balloti, 1140 nucleotides long. RefSeq lists its product as uncharacterized. The record is from RefSeq and is a predicted model, not a curated record. The transcript is spliced from 6 exons. NCBI's taxonomy places the organism in Eukaryota, Metazoa, Mollusca, Bivalvia, Pectinida, Pectinidae. The coding region runs from base 1 to 1140 and encodes 379 amino acids.
AUGGAGAAGAGAAAUGAGGGAAAAAAUCCAACUUUAAAAGCGCAAAUAGAGAUCAAACAAUAUUACCAAAUGUUACACGCCAAAGGCAGCACUUCGUACAAAGAGUAUAAGCAGUUUGAGGAAGGAAUGGAUUUGACAGGCAGAGAUCUGUACAGGAGACACCUACGACUUGUGAAGACGGACAAGCUGCUCCAAUCCAGUCUGAAAUGGUAUGAUAAUCUCGGACUAUUUGAUGACAUCAGAAAUGGCCAACAGACCGUAAAGAUACAGAAGUUUGCACGUGACACGAGAUUAAAACAAAACUACGUAUCCGCUAUCGUCCAGUCAUUAAUCGUGUCUCAUGUGUUUGAGCCUGGCUGUUACGGGGAACUUGAUAUCCCUGGGAAUUAUGCCGAGGACUUGAUCAACACCAUUGAUGAAUGUGCUAUAGCGCCCGAACAUGAAGAUGUCGUCGGUAACAUGUAUGCCUGUGCAAGGAUCGACGGCGAAGAAGGUUACACACCAGACGAACGAUCCCUUGUGUGGCGAGCACUUGUUUUAGACGGGGCACUGAAGCUGAUCAAGGACACUAUUGACCAGAGCGAAAGAGGACUUAGAACAUUGAUGGACAUUAGCUGCGGUCAAGGAGAUGUUAGCAUCAGACUGGCGAAAGAAUUUCCAGCAACAGCAGUUAACGGUUGUGAUAUGUCUCCGAGUAACAUUCAGCGCUGUAACGAAAAAUCAGAUGGUGUGGAAAAUAUUUCAUUUUCUACCGUCACAAAUGUCAUUAAAUUACCGGCAAACUGGAACAGGACGUAUGACGUGGUCACAUUGCUCCAAGCUGAUCCUCAUGACAAGACAAAUACCAAGGAUAUGAUUUUGGAAGCCGUGCGGAUUUUACAGGAUGAUGGAUUUCUAAUCUACAUCGAACCGGAAGUUGGUUACAACCCACGUGACAACAGAUUCCCAGAGUCUGCGUACGACCAUGCCAUUUCGUUUUGGUAUCGUUUACCAACUGGACAAGUAGGUGUCCCUGAGAGCGAAUACCAGGUAGAUAAUACUGAGAACUUCCUCAGCGAUUGUGGACUAAGAGUGGAAGGCCAUCAUUUGAUUCAUUGCAGUUUACGGAACCAUGCCUUUGUUUGUGUCAAAAGAAGGUAG